This is a messenger RNA of Gadus morhua (Atlantic cod), 1572 nucleotides long. RefSeq names its product HIV-1 Tat interactive protein 2 (gene htatip2). The transcript is spliced from 6 exons. Gene Ontology annotation, biological process: import into nucleus. The coding region runs from base 82 to 909 and encodes 275 amino acids. Lineage: Eukaryota; Metazoa; Chordata; Actinopteri; Gadiformes; Gadidae. The record is from RefSeq and is a predicted model, not a curated record. Gene Ontology annotation, cellular component: cytoplasm.
AUAUCGCGAGAGCUUGUAUGGACACUCAAAAGAUAGUGGUAAACGAGAAUCCAGGAAGUGGUAAAGCUGUUCACAGAGGUUAUGAAAUUACUAAUUAGCAUCCUAGGAAAAGCGACAGGAUAUUUGACACUCGUUGUUGUGUUGAUCGCUGCGGUUUUACAUUACCUGGAUUAUUCCGAACCAGGGGCAUUACCUAGCAUGGCUGUUAACAUGGAGAGCCUGGAGGAGGAUUUUAGGCAGCAGAACAAAAGCUGUUUUAUCCUGGGAGCCACUGGAGAGACGGGAAGACUGCUUCUCAAAGAGCUGCUGGAUCGAAACCUCUUCGCCAAGAUCACGCUCAUUGGCAGGAGAGAGGUUACCUUCGAGGACAAAGCUUACGAAAAGCUGAUCCAGGAGGUGGUGGACUUUGAGAAGCUGGAGGACCACGCCCCCGCCUUCCAGGGCCAUGAUGUUGGCUACUGCUGCCUGGGAACCACCAAGGCGAAGUCUGGGGCGGAGGGCUUUGUUCGAGUGGAUCACGACUACGUGCUGAAGUCUGCCGAGCUGGCCAAGGCGGGCGGAUGCUCUCAGUUCCACCUGGAGUCGUCUAAAGGAGCCGAUAAGGGCAGCAGCUUCCUCUAUCUCAAAGUCAAGGGACAAGUGGAGGCAGAAAUAGAAGCACUGGGCUUUGAUCGACUCUCGAUCUACAGACCUGCGGUGCUCUUGGUUGAGAGGCAGGAGAGCCGGCCGGGUGAAUGGAUGGCCAGGAAGGUGCUGAGCUCCUGCUCCUUCAUGUUUCCCUCCAUGUCCGUGCCCAUCCAAGCCGUGACGCGGGCCAUGGUGUCCAACACGGUCCUCAAGCCUGAGCACCCCACGGAGAUCCUGGAGAACAAGGCCAUCCAAACCCUGGGAGCCAGCCCCACCAAAUGAGGGAGGAGCAGGGAAGCGGAGCAAAACAUCCGGGCGGAGUCUGGGUCCCAUCUCGGGGCGGAUACUCUCAUAAGGGGCGGAGGUCGUUGACUUGGAACUUGGAGGUGUCGGAAGUUGUAGUUCAGCCAAAGAAAUGAACAUCGAAGCUUGGGAGUUAUGUAUGAUAUGCCGAGUGUAGGAGGGGAUUUGAGAUUUGCACUAUAUGACCAUUUAAUACAUGUUGUUCUGUUCGCAUAGCUCCCGUUGAGGACGUUGGAGAGAGGAUGGGUCUUUAUGUUGAUUGUGGCAGGUUUACUUGUCUUAAAAGAUGCAUUCAUAUAUUUUAAUCUUAAUCUGUUCAACACUUAUAAUUGAAAUAAUAUUGAACAUAUGUACAUCAUGAUUGUGCUAUACAGAUGAAGAAAGAAUACAUAUUUAUUUUAGAAAGAAAAUAAUGUUUAUCUCAUUAUGGGGAAAGUUGUGAGAUUUGGAAAAAAGGAGGUGGUAAAAUUUGAACCGUCAUGGGUCUGCAACAUUUAAUCGAAUUAAGUAUAGGAACCCAAUUGUAAGACUGACAACUAUGCAUGUCUGAGAAAAUGCAUGUGAUACCGCUUGGGGAAAAUGCCUUAAACUGACCAUACCGUUGUGUAAACUACGUCAUUAAAAUGUGUUGUGAUUCUGGGA